GUUGAGCUGUGUGGGGGCAGCGCGAUCUAUCGUGCCAGUGAUCGCCCGUGGUUUUCUAAGAGAGUGUUUGUGAAUGCUGUUUAUUUUGCAUUUCAUGAAGAAAUGGCUGAAAUUGACGAAUUAUUUGAAUGCUUCGAGGAGAACCAAGCUCUGAGUACUGAGCAGGUGCCUAUGGUGGUAAACGAUGAGGCGGAAGAGGAAACUUUGACAGAAAAUACUUCAGGUCAGAAGCGCCCCGUGGAGGAGGAAUCAGAGAGUGGUCCCACGUCGAAAAAAGUCCAUACGGAAUCUGUGCUAGAUGACAUUAGUUUGGAAGUUUUAGAGUCUCGAAUCACAAUUCAUGUGAUUGACUCUCCGGAGGCAUGCACACAUGAAGUGGCUGUGUACCCGGGACAGGAGUACAUUCCACUAGAGCCCCUGACGGGUCCACCGGCGAAGGAGUACUCUUUUGUACUGGAUCCAUUCCAGAAGGAAGCGAUUUUGUGCAUUGAGAAUAACCAGAGCGUCCUCGUGUCUGCUCAUACAUCCGCCGGAAAGACUGUAGUGGCUGAGUAUGCCAUCGCCAGAUCACUGGCGGCCAAGCAGAGAGUUAUUUACACAACUCCCAUCAAGGCGUUGUCGAAUCAGAAGUACAGAGAGUUCCAGGAGGAGUUUAAAGAUGUGGGAAUCGUGACUGGAGACGUUACGAUAAAUCCCUCCGCCUCGUGCCUCAUUAUGACCACUGAGAUUCUCCGGAAUAUGCUGUACAGGGGCUCGGAGAUCAUGCGAGAGGUGGGCUGGGUGAUUUUCGAUGAGAUCCACUACAUGAGGGACAAGGAGAGAGGCGUAGUGUGGGAAGAGACUCUGAUUCUCCUACCUGACAAUGUGCACUACGUGUUUCUCUCCGCUACUAUUCCCAAUGCCCGGCAGUUCGCUGAGUGGGUGUGCCAUAUCCACAAGCAGCCCUGCCAUGUUGUGUACACGGAAUUUCGUCCAACGCCUCUACAGCACUACCUCUUCCCGGCCGGUGGCGACGGGAUUCAUCUGGUGGUGGACGAGAAGGGGCAGUUCAAGGAGGAGAACUUCAAUGUGGCCAUGACAGUGCUCCAGAACGCUGGAGAUGCGUCCAAGGGUGAUCAGAAGGGCCGUAGGGGUGGCGUGAAGGCGAACAGCGCAGGCGGAACCAAUAUCUUCAAGAUUGUGAAGAUGAUAAUGGAGCGGAACUUCGCGCCGGUCAUCAUUUUCUCCUUCAGCAAGAAGGACUGCGAGGUUUAUGCGCUACAAAUGGCUAAACUCGAUUUAAACACGGCUGAGGAGAAGAAGUUGGUCGAUGAGGUGUUCAACAAUGCCAUGGAUGUGCUCUCGGAUGAGGACAGGAAGCUGCCUCAGGUGGAAAAUGUGCUACCACUGCUGAGGCGCGGCAUAGGCAUCCAUCACGGCGGAUUGCUGCCCAUUCUCAAGGAGACAAUUGAAAUUCUCUUUGGCGAGGGCCUACUGAAGGCACUCUUUGCCACGGAGACCUUCGCCAUGGGUCUGAAUAUGCCGGCCAGAACAGUUCUGUUCACGGCGCCAACGAAAUUUGACGGUAAGGAGUUUCGCUGGCUGACUUCCGGUGAGUACAUUCAAAUGUCCGGCCGUGCUGGGCGCAGAGGACUUGACGACAAGGGAAUUGUCAUCCUGAUGAUUGACGAGAAGGUUUCACCGGCUGUUGGCAAGCAAAUUGUCCAGGGAAAGCCGGAUCCCAUCAAUUCGGCUUUCCACUUGACCUAUAAUAUGGUUCUCAAUUUGCUGCGCGUGGAGGAAAUCAAUCCGGAAUACAUGCUGGAGAGAUCAUUUUUCCAGUUUCAGAAUCAAUCCUCCAUUCCUGAUCUGUACAGGAAGGUGGAGCUGAAGCAGAAGGAGUUACAGGGUAUUCAUGUGAAGGAUGAACACGUUGUGGCGUCAUAUCACAACAUCCGGAUGCAUCUGAACACGUUGGGGGAGAAGUUCAGGAGCUUCAUCACGAAGCCUGAGUAUCUGGUGCCAUUUUUGCAACCCGGACGGAUGGUGAAAGUCCAGACAGAAGAAUAUGAGUUCGAUUGGGGUAUCAUUGUGAACUUCAAGAAGCAGGAGUCGAAAGUCAAUCCUCUGACUAGUAAAACCAUCGUCAUUGUGGAUGUUCUGCUCUAUAUGGAUGAUGACUACUCCAAGGACACACUGCCGAAGCCCUGUCCAUCGAAUAAGAAGGGCUCUGUUGAAGUGGUUCCGGUUCUGCACACUCUCAUUGCCAAGAUUAGCUCACUGAGAGUCUGGUAUCCGAAAGAUCUACGACCGGCAGACAAUCGACGGAGUGUGCUGAAGACUAUUCAGGAGGUGAAGAAGAGAUUUCCCCAUGGACCAUCUCUACUCAAUCCUGUCAACGACAUGAACAUCAAGGAGAAGGAGUUUGUGGCAAUUGUUGAGCAAAUUGAUCAGUAUGAGAAGAGACUCUUCAGUCAUCCACUUCACGAGGCACCCGAAUUGAACACUCUCUACACGCAAUACACGCAGAAAGUGCAGAUUGAGGCUGACCUGAAGGCGGCCAAGAAUGCGCUGAAGGAGGCCAAAAGUCUACUGCAGAUGGAUGAGCUGAAGAACAGGAAGAGAGUGCUGAGACGAUUCGGUUACUGCACGCCGGCCGAUGUGAUUGAGUUCAAGGGACGCGUGGCGUGCGAACUGAGUUCAGCCGAUGAGCUUCUCAUCACAGAGUUGAUCUUUAAUGGAAUCUUCAAUUCUCUGACAACACCACAAUGCGUGGCGUUACUGUCCUGCUUUGUGUGCGAUGAGAAGGCUUCAGAGCAGCCAAAAGCCGCCGAGGAGUUGUCAGGACCCCUGCGUCAAAUGCAUGAUUUGGCCAAGAGAAUAGCCAAAGUGUCGGUGGAGUGCAAAUUAGACCUCGACGAGGAUACAUAUUUGGAGCGCUUUAAAACAUCCAUGAUGGAUGUUAUUUUGCAGUGGUGCAAAGGAUCGUCUUUUCUGGAGAUUUGCCGGACAACAGAACUGUUUGAGGGCUCCAUUAUACGAUGCAUGAGGCGUCUGGAGGAGUUACUGAGACAAAUGUGUCAGGCGUCGAAGACUAUCGGUGAUACAGGGCUGGAGAAUAAGUUUUCCGAGGGAAUAAGACUCCUGAAGAGGGACAUCGUCUUCGCGGCAUCUCUGUAUCUGUAAUUGUAUAUAAAUUAGUUUGAUUAUCAGCAAGAAUAGCGUAUGGAAAUAUCUGAAAUAUUUUAAUUGAAUAUUUAAAAGAGUUAAGGAUUUUUGGAAGCAAAUACAAGUGAGAAUAAAAAUAAUAAUAUAAUUCAUUA
Phlebotomus argentipes is the source of this 3302-nucleotide messenger RNA. It is a transcript of the gene Mtr4, whose product is annotated as exosome RNA helicase MTR4. Gene Ontology annotation, molecular function: RNA helicase activity; RNA binding; ATP binding. NCBI's taxonomy places the organism in Eukaryota, Metazoa, Arthropoda, Insecta, Diptera, Psychodidae. Bases 103 to 3165 code for a protein of 1020 amino acids. The record is from RefSeq and is a predicted model, not a curated record. The transcript is spliced from 3 exons. Gene Ontology annotation, cellular component: nucleus. Gene Ontology annotation, biological process: RNA catabolic process; maturation of 5.8S rRNA.